AGUGAGAAGACUGCUAAAACUCGUCUGUAUCUCACAGCUCAGGGGCUAAUCUCUUGAAGCCACUCUCAGACACACACAGAGCUCUCAGCAUGACUUCUAACAACAGAAUCCAAGGUGGAAAAGCAUUUGGAAUUCUAAAGGCACAACAGGAGAUCAGAUUGGAGGAAGUAAACCAGGAAUUCCUUACAGAUGAAAAGUACAAGGAUGAUGAGGAUCUGGAAGAAAAACUCAUGUGUUUUAAAAAAAAAUACAUGGAUUUUGAUCUAAAUGAUCAAGGAGAGAUCGACAUGAUGGGAUUGAAAAUGAUGAUGGAAAAAUUAGGGGUUCCAAAAACCCAUUUGGAAGUAAAGAAGAUGAUCGCAGAAGUAACAGGAGGUAUCAGUGACACUAUCUGCUACCGAGACUUCGUAAAAAUGAUGCUGGGGAAGAAAUCAGCUGUACUGAAACUUAUCAUGAUGUUUGAAGGACGAGCCAAUGAAGCAUGCCCAAAGCCAACAGGCCCACCACCAAAGAGAGACAUCACCAGCCUCCCCUGAAGGAGCUAUUCAUAGUCAGGACCUCUGUCUUACGUCUCUGCGUCCAAAGCCAAGUAUUAUGGUGUACUGCUACACAGAACAAUUUCCAGCCAGCCAUGUGCCUUAGGAGAGGGCAUGUGAGGCCCUUUCCAAACUUGCCUCUUCUUUUUAUCUCACAGCCAAUAUUUCCUUUGUUAAAUCUUCUAGAACGUCUGUUUUAUUUAUUAGAGGGUGUAAAUUGCAGGAAGUGUCAGCUUUUGGACUGUAGAGGACAUUGGGGGAAAUCGUCAUACCUCGGAUAUGGUCCAAUUCUUUACGGCCGAUCUGCUGUGAAUUUAGGUGAAAUGCGUUAUCUCCUAGUGCCUCAGCUUAGCUAACAAAAUUUGAUGUACGUUUGGCAUUCCCAAUCAGAAUAAUAUAAGCUCCUUCGAGCAUUGAUUUGCAUAGCACAUUUUUAAAGCUUUGUAAAGAUGACCUGUAUUCUAUACAUUGCACUGCAGGCCUUUCUAGACAGCAAACGUGUUGUGGCCUAAUGCCCUUAUCUGAUUAUUUUAACUAUGUAUAUUUUGUAAAGAGUUGUGUAUACUACCA
This is a messenger RNA of Pelobates fuscus (common spadefoot toad), 1106 nucleotides long. It is a transcript of the gene AIF1L, whose product is annotated as allograft inflammatory factor 1 like. The record is from RefSeq and is a predicted model, not a curated record. NCBI's taxonomy places the organism in Eukaryota, Metazoa, Chordata, Amphibia, Anura, Pelobatidae. Gene Ontology annotation, molecular function: calcium ion binding; actin filament binding. The transcript has 6 exons. Gene Ontology annotation, cellular component: ruffle membrane; actin filament. Bases 90 to 536 code for a protein of 148 amino acids. Gene Ontology annotation, biological process: actin filament bundle assembly; ruffle assembly.